UCAAUGUAGAGUUUUGCACAGGGCAUAUUCACAAUUUUAAAUCACAUUCACUGUACCUAGAAAUGGAAUUGGGAGUUUGGACAAUUAGAUUCUAACAAAACCACUUUUCCUUGUGCUCUAGAUCUAAAAGUCCCCCAACUAACCUUUGUAACAAGAAGUCAUACCAUCUAAACAUUGGAAUGGAUGCCGAUAAAAGUCUGCCAAUUGUGAGGUCAGUGUAAUUUGUUUAAAAAAGGAGGACCAAGGCCCAAGAUUUUCCAAUACCAGAAAGGCAAGAAUGGAAAACAACACAGGAAUUGGGUUGAACAGGAUAUCUCUGUUCUCAAAGUUCUUAUUGCUUGCUAGCCUGAAUUGGUUUCUCUUUCGUUGGGCUGAAGCUGAUGUACAUUAUUACGACUUUGUUCUGCGUGAGAAAAAUUUUACAAGACUAUGUAGCACAAAAAGCAUGUUGGUUGUAAAUGAAAGCUUUCCAGGACCUGUGAUUCGUGUUCACAAAGGGGAUACUGUACUUGUCAAUGUUCACAAUCAAGGAUAUUAUGGUGUCACGAUUCAUUGGCAUGGAGUAAAACAACCAAGAAAUCCAUGGUCUGAUGGUCCGGAGUACAUCACACAAUGUCCUAUAGAACCAGGUUCAAACUUUACAUAUGAAGUCAAUUUUUCUAACGAAGAAGGAACCCUCUGGUGGCAUGCUCAUAGUGACUGGACACGAUCAGGUGUCCAUGGUGCCAUAGUUAUUUAUCCUAGGGAAGGAACAACUACUCCAUAUCCGAUGCCUGAUGAUGAAGAAAUUAUCAUACUAGGAUCGUGGUAUACUGAAGAUGUUAAUAAGUUGGUAGCUGAGGACCUCAGAACUGGUGCAGACACACCCCGUUCAAAUUGUUAUGUGAUUAAUGGGCAACCGGGAGAUUUGUUACCAUGCUCUCGAGAAUCAACUUACCGUUGGGUGGUAGAUUAUGGCAAGACAUAUCUUAUACGGAUAGUCAAUGCUGCCAUGAAUGCUGAGCUCUACUUUGCAAUUGCUAAUCAUAGCCUCACCGUAGUUGGAAUGGAUGGGAACUAUGUGAAACCCAUAAUCGCAGAUUACAUAAUGGUAAGCCCGGGACAAACAAUGAAUGUCUUAUUGACAGCAAACCAAUCUUUGAGCCACUACUACAUUGAAACUAGACAAUAUGACACUGCUAGGCCAGAUGUAACAGAUUAUGAUCAGACAAAUGCUACGGCCAUUCUUAUGUAUAGUGGCAACUAUACUGCCCCAGAUUCUCCAUUCAUCCCUUAUCUCCUUCCUUCCUACGAGGACUCUCUUAGUGCAAAUAGAUUUUUGGACCGCCUACGGAGCUUAGCAAGCAAAGAACACCCGGUAGAUGUCCCGCUAAAUGUAACUGUGAAAAUGUACAUCACAGUUUCUAUGAACCAGCUUCUCUGUCCAAAUGCAUCGUGUGAUGGGAUCGAUGGAAAUAGGCUUGUAUCAAGCUUAAACAACAUUAGUUUUGAGAACCCAAGUACUGAUAUUUUGCUUGCCUAUUAUAGGAAUUUGAGUGGCAUUUAUACCACAGAUUUUCCAAACUGGCCGCCAUCUAUGUUUAACUUCACUCAGGCGGAUUUGCCAAUGAAUACUACGAUACCAAUUCAGGGGACCAAGGCUAAGGUACUAAACUAUAAUGAAGAGGUGGAGAUAACAUUUCAAGGAACUGAGGUAUUGAAUGCAUCAGAGAAUCAUCCACUGCACAUGCAUGGGUACAGCUUUUAUGUAGUUGGAUCAGGUUAUGGAAAUUUCAAUAAUGAGACUGACCCCAAAACCUAUAACCUGGUUGAUCCACUUGAAGUGAAUACCGUAGGAGUGCCAAAAAAUGGAUGGGCUACCAUCAGAUUCAAAGCAAGUAAUCCUGGUGUAUGGUUUUGGCACUGCCAUUUUGAUCGACAUCUUAGCUGGGGCAUGAAUACUGUAAUGAUAGUGAAGAACGGUGGCACACCCGAGACAAGUAUACGCCCUCCUCCAACUAAUAUGCCUUCUUGUACGCUACCCUACAUCACUUGGGUUGAGGACUUUGACGAUUCUCUGGGAGAUGUUAAUUGAAGGUGUAUGGAUUAAAAUAGGGUGAUGAAUAAUGAUAAUUAUUAGGUUUAUUAGGAAUUUAAUGAAGAAUCGUUGAGUUGUGAAAACUCACAUUAUCUAUAUAUAUAAUAAUAGGUGAAACUGAAAGAAACUUAAAUUAGAAUUUCAAAUUAGAGUUCCAAUUU
This is a messenger RNA of Quercus lobata, 2238 nucleotides long. RefSeq names its product laccase-15-like. The coding region runs from base 278 to 2074 and encodes 598 amino acids. The transcript has 7 exons. Gene Ontology annotation, biological process: lignin catabolic process. Gene Ontology annotation, molecular function: copper ion binding; hydroquinone:oxygen oxidoreductase activity. The record is from RefSeq and is a predicted model, not a curated record. Gene Ontology annotation, cellular component: apoplast. NCBI's taxonomy places the organism in Eukaryota, Viridiplantae, Streptophyta, Magnoliopsida, Fagales, Fagaceae.